UUAAGUGUAUUUCUGUGGCCGGAAUCGGAAUCGGAGUUACACGUAUUUAAGAACAAUGGCAAGGAGAAUGAAGUCGUUGGCGGCGGUUUUGUGGGUGGUGGUGGUUCUGUUGGUGGCGGAGAGAAGCAGGGGAUGGGCUGAAGAAACAAAGGACAAUGUAGCCGAAGCUGCUUCCAACGCAAAGGACAAUGUAGCCGAAGCUGCUUCCAGCGCAAAGGAAAGCGUAUCCGAAGCUGCUGAAAAAGCGAAGCUUGGUGAGAAAGCCGAAGCCGUAAAGGAAGGGGCUUCAGAAGCUUAUUCAAAUACAAAGGAAAGCGUAGCUGAAGCGGCUGAGAAAGCGAAGCUUGGUGAAAAAGCCGAAGCCGUAAAGGAAGGGGCUUCAGAAGCUUAUUCAAGUGCGAAGGAAAACGUAGCUGAAGCGGCUGAAGAAGCGAAGCUUGGUGAGAAAGCUGAAGCCGUGAAGAAAGGGGCUUCCGAAGCUUAUAACGACGCUAAGGACAAGGCUGGGUCUUGGUCCAAUUGGGCAUACAACAAGCUUUCCAAGGGAUUCGGGUUUAAAGAUGAAGAAGUGAAGGAGACAGCCCCCGCCAAGGCGGAGAAAGCAGACGAAGCCACACCGAAAGGCGGAGAAGCGGCGAAGGAAGUGGCCGGCGAGACGCCCAAACACGAGCACGAGCAUAAUCCGGCGGAGAAGGAGAAGACCACCGAGCUCUGAGCUAACACAUGGAUUUUUGCCCUUUAUUUUAAAUAAAUCGAGAUUUUGAUUUUUUUUUCUUUCCAUUU
Messenger RNA from Cucurbita moschata (crookneck pumpkin), 783 nucleotides. Its product is annotated as methyl-CpG-binding domain-containing protein 10-like. The coding region runs from base 56 to 715 and encodes 219 amino acids. Lineage: Eukaryota; Viridiplantae; Streptophyta; Magnoliopsida; Cucurbitales; Cucurbitaceae. The record is from RefSeq and is a predicted model, not a curated record. The transcript has 2 exons.